CCCACGUGCGUGCGCUUGUGUAGCUCUGUAAUUUAUAAUAAAUCUCUAAUUUAAUCAUUCUGCGGGUACUUGAUUACGACAGUUUAUAUCUUGGAAAGGUAAACGCACCGCUGAGGGCCAGCCAUGGCGCAGACUUCGCUCGCACGGCAGUUGCAGAAGCUUGCAACGCCGCAGACGUCGCUACUCAAGGAGACCAAAACCCGCGUCUCGUUCCUCUUCGAUCCCCGUGAAGCGGCUGCCCUCGACACUGACACUGCGUAUGCCAUUGGCACUACGGGCCUAGAGGAGCUGUCAACGCUGAAUGAGGCCUUCUCGCACUUCGAGGAGAACCUUUUCUCGGAGAGUGCCAAGUUCCUAGAGCGGGCUGUCAAGAGCCGGGAAGAGAACACCAUCCUUGAUGGCCAGAUUGAGCAGUUCCUGCUUCUCUUGUCACCUCACUUCCUGCUACGGCCAGCACACAAAGCCCUCGAAUGGCUGGUUUACAGGUUCCAUGUGCACGAGUACAACGUGGACGCACUCCUCCGCUGCAUACUACCGUUCCACGAAACGCGCGUCUUUGCUCGCGCCUUGCAGUUGCUUGACCUGUCGAGCAAGACCUCCAAGUGGCACUGGCUUCACUGUCUCCAGAAACCCGGCCUGUCGUUGACCAAGACUGCCCUGGUGACACAGUGUGCGCGAGACCCGGGUGCCCUCAAGUUUGUCUGUGAACUUCUUGUUGCCAUGACAAAGGUACACUCUGAAAACACCGUGGCACUGCGUCCUGCCAUCGGUUUGUAUGCUUCCACCGUUCUGGGCACACUCGAGGCGAUGAAGAAGAUCACGGACCAGACGGUGGCAAUGCUGCUGCCGUACAUCCUGAAGGGCCUGGCAUCUUCGGCCAUUCCCGACCACCGUGCCGCCACGUACCUCGUGGUUGGCCAGCUGGCUCGGCGCACGGUUCUCAGCCGAGAAUUAUCUUACGAGUUGAUCGUCCGAGUCGCCAAGAGUAUGAAGGCGCCCGGCAACUCAGGUGCAAGCCUGUCAGGUGGCCUCCUGUGCCUAUUGGUGCUGAUGACCCUGCAAGACAUUCAGGAAAUGCCCAAAGCUGCAUUUCAAGCCCUGAUGAAGCACAAGAAGUCACUCGUAGCUGCGCUUGAGGAGUUGUCGUCCAGGCAUUCCGUGUCGGCCAUCCUGAAGCCACUUCUGGCACGGCUGAUCAAGUCUGUGGUGGAGUCCCCUCAGAGCGAGAAUGAGGAUGGCAGUAAGACGGCUGCGGCUGUCCUCAAGGCUCUAAUCCAACUGGCCCUGUCGCUCGACAAGUACUCCGACUUUGUUGUGCGUUCGUUCUUCGAUGCCUAUAUCAAGCUACACAAGAGCACAAUGGCCAGCGGCGGCGACGCGGCAUCAAACCCUCCAAACGAAGAAGCAAUUCUCGACAUCAUGAAAAUGCUGCGUCAGAGGUGCCCCGACGAGGUGGACGCCUGUCUGGAGAGCCACCUUUGCGGAGACGACGAGCAGGCGCGUCUGGCAGCACAGCAGCUGACUCGCUCAAAUGCCUUCGGUCGGGAGCACGCCCUGGUGGAGGCCACGGGAAGCGCAUUAUUUCUGGCUCUCAACAGUGCCAGCAAGCACCACCGAGUGGCAGCCGUGCGGGAACUGGUCGCUUCUCUCCAGAAGAAGCAGGAUGUGGAUGAAAAGUUUGCUCGAGACUCGUUGCGCAGCCGCCUGGUAGACACAGAGCCCGAAGUGGUGCAGGCAGUGCUUGCCCUCGGCAAGGACCUCUGCAACUUUGUGGAGCAGAGCUUUGUCCUGAGCACCUUGAGGAGAAUCCUUUUUGAACCUGCGGAAGAGAGCACGAAAUGGUUUGACCUUCGCACUCGAGCAUUGGCGUUCGUAUGCGACGACCUCUGCACUGUUGUCGAUGAGGGGCAGCUGCUUGCAGCACUGCUUCCUUUUCUGAUGCCAACUGAAAAGUCUGAGAUGUCACUCGCCCGGGUGGCAUAUGCAAGCCGUGCCCUCCAGCGGUUUCCAAUGUUCAAGACUGUCAGCACUGACAAGAGGAUGACGGCUGCUUUGGGAGCGGAGGACCUAGACACCAUCACCGAAUUGCUACUGGCUAACAUUGCUGAGACUGUAGGGAAGGUUGAGCAGCCCCUGGCUCUGGUGAAGACGCUGGAAGAACUGUGCUUCCCGAGCACCGGAUAUGCAGCUGCACAGCUUCGAUGCAUCUGUGGCUCCCUCCUGAAUGGCCUGGCAUCCUCGACGAAGAAUGUGGAGGUCCUUCGUGAAGCGCUCCGGUUCUACCAGCGGCUGCUGGCUGAAAAGGCAGCUUGCGGCGAGUACGAGUUUGCGGUGGCUGCGGUUCGAGACGGGCGUGUUCCCUCCACCAUGGUCAUCAGUGGCCUGACUGCAGUCAUCAACGGAGUAAAGCCUGUGGCAGCAUUAAAGGAAAAUCCCAUGUGGGUGCUGAAACAGCAAGACGAGGCCACUCAUGCUGCGUUGGACAUCCUUACUGACAUUUUUGAGAUGGUUGCAGAGAAUUCGAGCAUCAAGAGCAGCUGCCGGUUACAAUUUCGCCAGCUGCUACAAAAAUUCUUCAAGGUUCACUGCCCCAGCCUUGAGCAUCAGGUGCACUUUUUAAGUGGACUCUGGCUGCUACACCUAGAUGCCUACAGCAGCGCUUCCAGCAGCGAUUCCCAGGGGGCACCGGCUACCCACCAGAAAGAGAGGCUUCAGUCUUUGGCCCUUGCAGUUUCGAUUCAGUUACUGUGGGGUGCAGAGGGCAUCAAGUGGAUCCUGGCCGAAAAGAAUCUUGUGUUCCUGUCCAUCAUCCUGUCGCUGCUGUCACCGACGCAAGGAAUUCGAGAUUUGGCUGUCAGCCUGGUGGAGGCAUCGGUGGCCUGUUCCCACAAGGGACGCUCUGGACUCCGUGCCCUUUUUGAGCUGAUCGCUAAUCAUGCUGCUGAUGUAUCUGUGGGCACCAAGAAGCUGCUGAAGCUUGUAGCUUCCUGGAAUGCCACACUGAAGAAGCCCAACACGCUGCUGGCACUGCUGAACCACAAACAAGUUCCUGUCGCGAUGCGGUGCGGCAUACUGACACUGGUUUCACGUAUUGAUUCUAAGGAAGUGCUGGAGGCAGCUGUGAAAACUGAUCGCGACGACGCUGGGCUCGAAGCUCGCGACAUCGCAGCCACGUCGCCGCUGUCUUCGGCCGAGGCGCAACUCCUCAGGGAGUGCUUCGCAAAGUACGGCUUGAGUGCUGUUUCAACGCCUGGCCGACGUCGAAGGAGCUGUGGAAAGUUUGAAAAGGCACUCCGCAGCACAAGAGGUGCGAGGGGCGACGGUGGGCUAACAUGGCGCUCCAAGUGGUGCCAAGGAUUUGGUGAAGAAGUCCCAAGGAAAAACCAGGCGGCCCUGCUUGACACACUCGUUGACCUGGCCUCGACACGCCACCCACUGUUCAGCAUUCGGCAGUGCUCAGGGCAUUACGUAAGCCCGCCAAAGGACCGGAAAGAUCGGAAAGGCCAAGAUAACGGGCUGGCAAACCUUUCGCAAAGACGAGAGCGCUGUUCAUGCUACGAUAGACGACAUCGAAAUGUGGACCCGAAAAGACGUGGAAAGAGCGGAGAAGCACACGAGGGUAGUCCAAUUGUCGAGACACCCCCGUUGUUGACCCCCACCUACUGCACCUGUGGGAGGCGCGGAGGGGACUCGCGAGAUGCUGGCAACGCCACAAGUGGAACCGCAAACUCGAGAUUGGGAUCUCCAAGCUGGUUGAGGAGGCGCAAGAGUACUCGGAACAACUGGAAAGAACUGGCACAACACAUGGAAUAUGCUUCAAGAAACCCUAAGCACCAAGCGUACCUGGGCAUACUCAAGACUCUCCUUGCCAAGAAAGAGACCAAGAGCGCAGCAAAACAGAAAGUACACAUACUCAUACACAACCACCCGGGGGAAGCGGAAGUCAUCAUCAAAAAAGGGAAGGAGAAGUUCCUUGGUACGCAGCGGAAGAAUAAUGUACAUUCGCGCUUUGACGAAUAUCGAGGUAACCCAAACACCGAAAUGGAUCGACCCUUCACGUUGGCAGAGGUAGAGAGGGUCCUCAGCAAACUCACCCGCAACACGGCACCGGGCAACGACAGAAUAAACAAUAAGACACUCCGGAACCUAGAUGGACCAUCUCUAGACGCUCUCUUAAAGUAUGUCAAUGAACUCUGGGAAAGCGGUAAAGUCCCACCGGAAUGGAAACAUGCUGAAGUAAUCAUGAUUCCUAAACCCAACAAGCCCAUCACGGUUAAGAACUUACGACCUAUUUCUCUCACCUCGUGUGCUGGAAAACUCUACGAGCACAUGGUGCACAACCUCCUGAUCGAAUAUCUCGAGGACAGCGGACAUGUCCCAAAAACCAUGUUCCGAUUUAGAGCUCACCUGUCCACGCAAGACGUCUUACUGCAGAUCAAGGAAAAAGUCAUAGACAAAUUGGACACGCACACCCAGAGAGCCAUCCUCGAUGCAGACGUGAAAGGGGCUUUUGACAACAUGUCGCACGAAGCCAUACUACAACACCUGAACGUCUAUAACUGCGGAGAAAAGGUGUAUAACUACAUAAGAGCUUUUCUGAAAGAGAGGACAGCCACAGUGGGAAUAGGCCACUUGCGCUCCGAGAAGUUUGAAAUACCACCGAGGGACCUACAGGAGGACUACAAGUUUUGCCCACCGGACACGCGCAACACCCUGCGCCACAUGGUGCUGCAGUGCACGAACGAUCCGGAUGUACCACCGUCAUCAGCCCCAAGCGAAAACGAAGAGGAAGCUGGCGAUCGUUACACGGCAUCGUCUUACGAGAUUUCUCCCGACAACAUUGCUUCGCAUGACUUUGUCGUUGUUCCCCGGUUACCUCACGAAGAAAUCCUUCUAGGCGACGACUUCUUGCGGGCCUCAACAGCCGUCAUCGACUGGGGCUCGGAGAGCUUUGCUGUGUCUGUUCCUCGAAGGCUACGCAAGUACUUCAGUAAUAGGGAACCAGUGAAGUGCCUAUCAGUAGACGCUAAAGACCUCUUCUACAACAUUCCCCAGGACGAAGUCGUGUCGGCAGCUGAGGAAAAUAUUGACUGCUAUGGAAACAUCAAGUUCCAUGAUGAGUGA
This is a messenger RNA of Rhipicephalus sanguineus (brown dog tick), 5124 nucleotides long. Its product is annotated as HEAT repeat-containing protein 1. Gene Ontology annotation, biological process: maturation of SSU-rRNA from tricistronic rRNA transcript (SSU-rRNA, 5.8S rRNA, LSU-rRNA); positive regulation of transcription by RNA polymerase I. The record is from RefSeq and is a predicted model, not a curated record. Gene Ontology annotation, molecular function: snoRNA binding. Gene Ontology annotation, cellular component: t-UTP complex; 90S preribosome; small-subunit processome. The transcript is spliced from 26 exons. The coding region runs from base 124 to 5124 and encodes 1666 amino acids. NCBI's taxonomy places the organism in Eukaryota, Metazoa, Arthropoda, Arachnida, Ixodida, Ixodidae.